Molecule: messenger RNA, 5022 nt
Organism: Hirundo rustica (Barn swallow)
Lineage: Eukaryota; Metazoa; Chordata; Aves; Passeriformes; Hirundinidae
Gene: NPY4R2
Product: neuropeptide Y receptor Y4-2
Exons: 2
Coding region: 240-1373 (377 amino acids)
Biological process (GO): G protein-coupled receptor signaling pathway
Cellular component (GO): plasma membrane; neuron projection
Molecular function (GO): neuropeptide binding; pancreatic polypeptide receptor activity
Source: RefSeq, a predicted model, not a curated record
CAGCAGAGCUUCUCUCCUGGAUUGCUAGGACACGGAAGAUCUUACUUCCCUCCUACAACAUUUCUGCCUUCUUCCAGAACAGAAAUGUGCACCAACAGCAGUGAUUCUCUCCAUCAGUAACUGAUGUACCCAGGCCUUCCACAGCCAGACAGAACAGAUAUAACGCUUUUAGGCUGGCUCCAGAAGACUCAGACUGUGUUUGACUACCACCCUUUUGGAUAAAUAUUUUGGGAUUCAGGAUGAAUAAGACAAGAACUGUUAAUGAUGUUUUUCAUUUCCUGAUCAGCAAGAACUGGAGCUCAAGCCGAAGCUUUCCUUUGAACAUUUCUAAUCAGUGCAUGAACAUCACUGACCUUACUGUCUUUCUGGCCACCUCUUACAGCUUGGAGACUGUUCUGGGCAUUGUGGGAAACAUCUGCCUGAUUGCUGUCAUUGCCAGGCAGAAGGAAAAGGCCAAUGUCACCAAUAUCCUAAUUUCCAACUUAAUAAUUUCAGACUUGUUUAUGUGUCUUGUCUGCCUGCCUUUCACUGUUGUUUACACCAUGAUGGACUACUGGAUAUUUGGAGAAGUCAUGUGCAAAAUGACCUCUUUCACUCAGUGCACAACUGUGACCGUGUCAAUCCUUUCCCUUGUCCUUAUCGCUCUGGAAAGACACCAGCUCAUCAUAAACCCGACUGGCUGGAGGCCAAAUACCUCCCAAGCCUACCUCGGAAUUGGAGUGAUUUGGACUUUAGCAUGUCUCAUGUCCCUACCCUUUCUGACCACAUCUAUCUUGUCUAAUGAGUUGUAUGAGCAGCUCUCACACUUCAUGAAUUUUUCCACUGAUAAGGCAAUAUGUAUCAACUCGUGGCCUUCUGAGCAGCACAAACUUAUCUAUACUACCACUUUACUGCUCUUGCAAUAUUGCAUCCCUCUGUUCUUCAUUAUCCUUUGCUACCUGCGUAUCUACUUGCGCCUGCAGAAGAGAAAGGACAUGUUUGAGAAGAGUGAGUACAGCAACCGAGCAGUCCAGCUGAGAAGGAUAAACAUUUUGUUAGCAUCCAUGGUCGCUGCUUUUGCUGUUUGCUGGCUACCAUUGCAUGUUUUCAACACCAUCGUGGACUGGAAUUACAAAAUCAUUUCGCCUUGCCACCACAACCUGAUCUUCUCAUUGUGCCACCUGGUAGCUAUGGCUUCCACCUGUGUCAACCCUGUUAUCUAUGGUUUCCUAAACAGCAACUUCAAAAAAGAAGUGAAGUCACUGAUUCUGAGCUGCCAGCAUAAUUCGGUCACUGCCUCGAUAGAAGAAUAUGAUCAUUUGCCUUUAUCCACCAUGCAGACUGAAAUUUCCAAGGGGUCGCUGAUGUUGAGCUGCAGGCACAAUUCUAUCUAAUGAGCAGAAAACAUUUCAGAGGGGUGCACUGACACCACAACCAAUUAUUACCUGUGGGUAUAUAAAGCAACUGGUGAUGCCACAGCUGGGAUGUGAACAGGAACCCAUCACUACCUGGUUUUUGGAAGAACAAGCAAAGUAAUGUAAAUGUUCAUGGUUGCUGCUGUGGUGCACAAGUUUUUGGUGUCCGUGAGUGGUGCGGACACUGAGGAGACUGGGCUGAUGUAUAAGCAGCUGCUCUAAGAUCAGUAACUAAGCUGUGGCUGCACAGAGGCUAACAGAGAGUUCAUCAACAGAACAUGUAUCUCUACCAUGGCUGCAGCAGAAGACCAGAUUUUCAGUUUCAGCACUGCAGGCUGCCAAAAGUAUUGGAGAAGACUCUCUCGGUUUUUCAGUAUUAGUAAGAUUUUUAUGCAUAGCUGACAUACCAGUGGAACAGACAUCUGUAAAUAUCAAAUUUUGUUUUGCUUUUCCACCUUUCACAACCCAGUAAGCAACAGUAAUCCUUCAGAUCUUCACAUAAACCAACUGCCUGUUUCUAUGAAACUUCACUCACGCCAUAGGCUUGAGAAUAGUCAUUGCCUCUGCAAGUAGGGACAAGGAACAAUGACCCUGGUAUAUAAAGAAGACAGUCACUUAUGAGGAAUGGCAGCAAAUGAAAAUGUUAUUCAAUGAUUAAACUCAAAAUGCAUUGAGAUGAUACCAAGAACUAUUUUUAAGCACAUGAAAAACAGUUGUAGACUCACACGGAGAUGAGUCUGGUUGAAUUUGUAGUUCCUGCUGCUGUCAAUCACAAAGCUCUGCAAAACUUUAGGCCAUGAUGGUACAAGAUGGCCAGAUUGCAGGAGUUGUUCCAGGACUUGGUAGCAAUGUGACAUUAUGCUUCAGCACCUUCUUGGUGCUUUAAUUGCAAAGUAUCUAAUUGAGAAGAUCAGAACUAGCAAGAAAAUCUGUUUGUGGAAAUCAUGUGUUUCCAAAGUGGAUACACUUCCAAAGAAGUAAGCAGGUGCAUGGAGAAUUUCAGUUUUCUUAAAAAAUAAAACCUGAUGUCAGAUAUCAGUCCCACUCACUGGCAUCAGCAGCACAGGUGAAGCUGAAAUUCCAGCAAAUCAAUAGAAGGUCAAUGGAAGUACACAGGUGGAAUCCCGGUCAGCCUGAAGCCAAGCUACAUGUAAAUAGGUAGUCCUAUCAAUUGCUCUAUUAAAAUGAAGGUCAUAUUUUUUCACAACCGUGUUAUUUGUAGCCUUUGUUCAUGAAACCUACAAACUAAAAACUCAUUUAACCUCUGGAGCCAGAGAAAUUGCUCAGUGACUAUUGAGAAACCAAGUCAUGCCCAAGAAGGCCAUGCUGAGGUACAGAUUAAAACAAAACAAAGCAAACAAGUGCAAAAAGGAGACCAAGCAGUUCAAUGCUAAUGAAACAUUGAAGCAUGUUCUGUCCUGAUUUGCUAAACUGACCUUAGCAGAAGACUGGACUAGGUGGUCAGCUGAGGUAAUUUCCACCACGAAUUGCACCAAGAUAAGUGGUGGUUACUUGUUGAAGUCAAUAGGUUUGCAUGGAGCUGAAGAGAUCCAGUGUAUAGUUAUGCAAACAACUAGAAAUUCCUUAGCUGGCAGAUCUCUGAUUAGACAAAUGGGUAUUAAGAUAGGUGAGGAAAAGACUUCUUCCCAUGCUGUGAACUGACAGGAAUAUGGAUGCUGAGCAGAGUAUCUGAGGACAAGAGCUAAGCCCCAAGUUAUAAGGCAGGAAAAGCUAUCAGUAAGUAUGGGAUCAUCUCCCCAGCUGGCAGAAAUAAAGGUUAAGCCCUUGCCAUGAGCUGGUGCAGAGAUUUCAGUGGUAAAAUUUUAAGUUUGCCCUUGAAAUCUUGUGUGCAGAAUCGUACAGCAGAGGUUUGUUUGAUGCAGUAAUUCUGGCCUGAACCUGUAUAUCUCAGAGACUUCAUGUGUGAUUACCUUUUGUAUCUUGCUCAACUACAUGGAAAGACAUUCUUUAUUUUUUCAAAUGGAUUCCAGCUUUCUUUUUCUUUCUUAUUUACUAUACCAUGCUGAGAAGUUGCUUCUCUUGAUUAGUUUGCAUGCAAUGUGAUUUCUAGACUGGACCUCGAGUCCACUAGAAAUACGGAACAAGAGGACUCUUGUUUUAUCUUAGAUGCAUCUUGAAAUUUGCUACUGUAGCCAAAACCACUAUGGAAUGCUGAGUAGCACAAAAUACAGUAACUCCUCCCAGUCGGUGUGAGUUAUAUCAAAACUGUGUUAUAUUAUUUCAGGGCUUAAAUGCUGUUUCAUCUUUGUCAUUAUUUUGCAUUUAGAAUCAAUUUAAGUAAUUGAAUAAUCCUGCCUGUUUUUUGCACUUGUUAGAAUUCCAGCAUUUAGCUAGAUAAGGUGUCUGUAAAACUAUUGUAAGAGUACUCUGCUAAACAUGAGCACAGAAAAUUACCUGAUACAUGGUCUUAGGUAUCUAACUUUUCAAGCACCAGUGACUUAAAUGGAAACACAAUUAAUUAAUUACCUUUAGCAUUAGCGCUUCCGUGAACAUGUCUUUGUCACUAGUUCUGAGUGAAAACAUUUGGUAAAGCACACACAGUGUAUCAGAGACCUGCCACUAGAGCUAUGCACUGGCAUUGUGCGUCAGACCCGAGUUCUUCCUGCAAAGGGCAGAAAUAUGAGCGAGAUCUGACUCUCUGUUUAACUGUAAUUCACGCAGACAUUUGUUUCCAUGAGCACAAGUAGAUAUAUCAAGCAUGCAGAUCCAACUUUACACUAACACAGACAAACACAAACGGAUGUUAUCUUCCUCUUGUGAUUAAGCAAAGUGUCAAGUUUGGAGUCAACUACUGUUUAUUGCUAACUGACUUUGUACUGGAUAAACUACAGGGUUUAAACACUAAAAGCCACGAAACUACACCCGUACAUCUAACUGCAAAAAUGCAGAUCCUCAGAACUCCCAACCAGCUGCAGCCUGUCCAUCUACUUACCAUCCCGAGAUACAUGCUUUUCAACCCAUAAAAUUUCUAAAGUAACUAAAUAAACUUUAAAGAAAACCCAGAAAAAUAAAUAUACCUAGGUACCAGAGGACUGAAUAUGUAACAGAAAAAGGUACCAAUUCUUCAUUUUGUGCAUACACCACGGCUUAUGCUGCUGUGCACAGAUGCAGUAGAGGAUACUGCACCAGCUCCUUCUCAAGAAGUGCUGCAGCGACUGCUCUCUGUUCCCUUUGAAGGCAAAGUCACAAGGCUGGGUGCAAUUAUGCCUGCAUGGUUGAAAGAGCCAUUUUAUUUGUCACUUUGAGGCUUUAUGCAGCCAAGGGAGGCUCGGUUUCUUUGGUCCCAGCAGAAGGUAACAGAACAGAAAUAGCUCACAUACCUCUUAUCCAUCUGUAAAUAACAGAUACUGUUAAUGUGUAAGAAGCAUUGAGCAUUUUUGUGUUCAUUGUAUACAGUGAUGGUUUUGGUAUACUCUUUAAAGUUCUGCUACUGAGUCACAAAAGCGAUGUGGGAGAAAUAGGCAGGAGUUGUCCAAAUCAUGAGUUCCUACAAUUUUAAGACCUUACACUGCCUUUUAUUAAAAACAUUUUUCAUAAUCUUGCCUCUUAUAACACAUUAUAAGAAGAACAGCAAGGUUUUCAGAGCAAGAGAACAACUUAUUCCUGU